Molecule: messenger RNA, 1263 nt
Organism: Hyla sarda
Lineage: Eukaryota; Metazoa; Chordata; Amphibia; Anura; Hylidae
Product: proteasome subunit beta type-7-like
Exons: 8
Coding region: 236-1066 (276 amino acids)
Cellular component (GO): proteasome core complex
Source: RefSeq, a predicted model, not a curated record
AGUGUCAUAUGAUCCACUCGUCCACAACGCUCUCAGCAUCUAUCAUGUGAAUGGUAAGAAGAUGAAAGUGAAAGCAGAAUUCUAUGUUAACUAUAGAUGGGAGGGAGAGAAGAAGCUGAGAGAAAGCAAAGACGGUCCAGAAGAGAAGGGUUAAUACAAGUGACAGGAAGCCUGCAAGAGGGCGAGAGCAACCUGUACUUUAAGGACCUCCAGGCCCCGCACCCCGACACCCGAAAUGCUGUCAACUGGCUCCAAAUAUGAGGCCCCACAAGGAGGGUUCAGCUUUGAGAACUGUCUCAGAAAUAGCACCAUAGAGACAAAUGCAUCAGCUCUGGGUCUCCAGCCACCCAAAGCUCGUAAGACGGGGACCACCAUUGCUGGGGUCAUAUAUAAGGACGGCGUUAUCCUCGGAGCGGACAGAAGAGCCACUGACGACAUGGUAGUGGCUGAUAAAAACUGUGCCAAGAUUCACUACAUCUCCGACAAUAUAUAUUGUUGCGGAGCUGGAGUAGCCGCUGAUGCCGAAUAUGUGACCCAACUUUUGUCCUCCAACCUGGCGCUCCAUGCUUUGACCACUGGAAGACCCCCGCGUGUGUGCACCGCAACCCGGAUGCUAAAACAGCAGCUAUUCAGAUAUCAAGGUCAUGUAGGAGCAUCGAUCAUCAUAGGGGGGAUGGAUGUACGUGGCCCCCACCUUACCAGUGUCCACCCCCAUGGAUCCACUGACACCAUUCUCUACACGGCUCUAGGAUCUGGGGCGAGUGCAGCCAUCGCUGUCCUAGAAGAUCGCUAUAAAACCAACAUGGAGCUGGAGGCGGCUAAACAGCUGGUGACGGAUGCCAUCACGGCGGGCAUCCUGUGUGACCUGGGGUCUGGCAGUGGAGUGGAUCUAUGUGUCAUUACACGAGAAGGGGCGCAGGUAUUACGGGGGUACACACAGACUGAGACCAAGGGAAAAAGGUCAUCCUCAUACCGUUACCCUCGGGGCACCACCGCCAUCCUGAGAGAGAAAGUGACGCAUUUCGAUCUGGUGGAAGAAACCGUGCAACUAAUGGACAUGGAAUAACCUGAAUCUACCAUCAUAUAAGAACUGGAAUCGCAUCACAAUCAACAAUGAUGUCGCUGUCCGCAGCUCCGUUCCCUAACCCAAAUUUUACAUAAUCCACAUUUGGCUUUUUAUAUCCAGGUUCUGAUUCUCUCAUCAUUGAGACCUCAAUGGAAUUAGUCUGUGGGAGUCUUCUUAUAAUAAAAAAAAUAUUGUAA